AGUGUGACCGCAGUUGUCAGCUCGUCCGGAGAGGCGUCGCGAUGGAGGCCCGGGCGCACGCUGUCCUGGCGGUGCUGCUGCUGCUCGCGGCGCAGGUGACCAUGGCAACCGGGGAGACCCGGUGUAACCCGGGCGAGUAUGAGGUUACCAGCCUUCGCCGCUGCAGCAAACUCUGCCCGGCUGGCUACUACGUCAGCAAAUACAUAGACCAGGACCACAGCGUUGGAGAAUGCAGGAAGUGCGAGUCUGGAACCUUCCGGGCCCACCCCAAUGAGGAGAGCAGCUGCGUGCCGUGUUCCCAGUGCCGGGAGGAUCAGGAGGUGGUGACUGAAUGCUUCCCAACUAGCGACCGGCUAUGCCAGUGCAAGCAGGGCCACUUCUACUGCGACUCCACGGACUGCACAGAGAGCUGCUUCCGGUGCAAAAGGUGUGAAGACAGCACCAUCCUUCAACCCUGCAACGCCACAAGGGAUACAGUUUGUGCCGUAAAAAUUCAUCCAGAGGCUGGGAACCGAACGUGGCUGUGGAUCCUCCUUGCUGUGAUGAUUGUGUUCCUUUGCAUCGCCGUGGCCAUCAUCUUCGCCAUCACUCGCCUCUAUAGAAGAAGAGAAAAUCCAAAGCAGCCAGGCAGCCCUUCGCCUAGAAGCAGCCAGCCCAAGGAGAUGCAGAUGCCCAUGGACCUUGAGAGGGGCCAACCAGCCCCUGGUGUGGAGACCAGGCCGAUUUUGGAGGUAGAGGACUCAGCCCUGGAGCCCGAGGCCAGGACUCACCCGGGACCCUCCAAGGACGCUGGGGAAAUCCUUGGGCUACAGGAGCUGGGGGCCAAAGGAAGUCCAGCAGCCCCAGAGCAGACACUACAACAGACUCAAGCUCCCGAGGCCCCCAGGCCCCCAGGCCAAGCAGAGGUGUCCCCUCCCCUCCACAGCCUGGAGCAGCUCACAGGGAGACAAUCUGACCCUGCCCACCUGUGAAUGGCUGCAAGAAAGAAGAAAUUCAUGCAUCCCCUCCUCAAUUCCAGGAGAUGAUUUGCAAGACCGACGGCCGUCUUUACUUUACUUCCCCACCGCCUCUCCCUCUCUAUUCUGCCUUUUUACUUUACUUCCCUGAUUCUAUAGAAGA
Globicephala melas (long-finned pilot whale) is the source of this 1119-nucleotide messenger RNA. RefSeq names its product tumor necrosis factor receptor superfamily member 26-like. Gene Ontology annotation, cellular component: external side of plasma membrane; CD95 death-inducing signaling complex; membrane raft. Gene Ontology annotation, molecular function: tumor necrosis factor receptor activity; protein binding. The record is from RefSeq and is a predicted model, not a curated record. Gene Ontology annotation, biological process: extrinsic apoptotic signaling pathway in absence of ligand; regulation of stress-activated MAPK cascade; motor neuron apoptotic process. NCBI's taxonomy places the organism in Eukaryota, Metazoa, Chordata, Mammalia, Artiodactyla, Delphinidae.